UGUGCUGCUACAGGCUCCAGCUCAUUUGAAGAAGUCGAGAGCAGAGGGCAAAGGAAUGCGCAGUACAGCACUCGAUGUCCAAACAAACUUUCACCACAAGCAACAGCAUGGCCUUGGAGCAGCCACGCGGGGCCUUGGGAAAGGUCUCCACUGUUUUUGCAACCAAACUGAAGUCAUUCACCUUCCUGCCCAUUCUGAAAAAGCUGCCUGCGGAGAGAAGGGUAAUAUCAGCGUGGGAAAAGGGGUCAGUUAGACCACAGGCUUCAGGAGACGCUGAGGCAUCUGAAGGGAGCAUGACAGACCAAGCUGUUUACAAGGCCGAGAUUGUAUAUGUUACAGACUCGGAAGACACAGAGCCCCAAGAGACGAGCAAGGACCCUCAAAUUCAGCUCAAAUCUACUGAUAAUUCAGCUCUUACCCCAUCCCCUAUCCCUGCCAUGGCUCAGGUUGAAAUAAGGUGCCCAAGCCCAAGGCUUAUCGCUGUGGAGCCAACUGAUAACAAACAGUCCGACAUCUCUCGGCUAGGCUGUCACAACACUUUUGAGGGUGCCGAGGUCAGCUCCGGCCAGUUUUUAAACAGUGAGCCCCAGAGAGAGGAGGAGGUCCUGAGCCAAGCCAGCUCUGUAGACCUUUUCCCAUCUAUUGCCUCGUCUAAGGAGUCCAUCCUCUCUGAGGGCUGGGAUCAGGACAGGAGCUGGUCCGCCCUCCAAAUGUUAUCUCCCUAUGAUUCCCCUGUCCCCUUCAGUGGGACUGUCUCACCAUGCUCCUCUGUAAGAUCAGGAGCCUUCACUCCAUCCGUGCUGAGAAUCAAGCGCCACACGCUUGCCCCGGGUUCCAGCCUGGCACAGAUGCCGGGCUCCUCUGGGCAGACAGUCUGUUGUGACAGGCAAGCCCCCUCACCAUGUCCACUGUCUUCCCGUGUCCGCCACAGGCCCCCACCCACCCAUUUGUCCUUGCUAACGGCCAUCCUGAGGAAGGGUCGGCUUCCAAUCCUUUCCCCUGCCUUACAGAGACCCUACUCUCCUUGCUGGCCCAUUAGUCCCACCAGCAUGUCCUCCUGCAAGGCCUGUUCGGCAGCCUCUACCAUAGCCCCCAUGGAGUCUACAAAGGACUGUGCUUCAAAAGGCAUGGCUUGUACAGAGCCCAGUCAUAAUGCAAGACCAAAGUCCCCAAGGAUAAUCUAUAACACUCCUUCCAUGUCAUUCAAGAAACAUAACAAGGUGAGCAUCUCUUCAGCACCGGACUCAAGAAGUUCUGCACUCAGUAGAGUUACUCCAUCACCCGAGGAUAGCAGCUCAAUGACCUUGCCAAGUUCCUCUCCUUCUGAACAUGCUCCGGGACACCUGUCAAAGCCAGUCUCUAAAGAGAUUCUUGCGCCCAGAGUCCCUAGCUCUUUGCUCUUUUCAUCUUUCUCCUCAUCAAGGUCCCUGUCUCCUAAAUCAAGCCAUCUGUCCUGCUGCAGAUCAGAGAGUCAGACACCCUCAUCAGAGUCAUGUGCUCACCCCGCAGCCCCAGCUGCAGAGCAUUUAAAAGGGUCAUAUAACAUUUUAGAUCCCCCCAGUCGAGGACAUGGACAGAAAUCAAAGGAACCCUCUCCCGUUCUGAAGAAAGCAGAACUGUCCUCAGAUUUCAAGCCCAGAUGGAUGCCACAUGAUCCCUCUCCCAUCCCUGAUCUCAAAUCUGCACAACAGUCCAUGCCACAUGAUCCCUCUCCCAUCCCUGACUUCAUAUCUGGACAACAGUCCAUGCCACGCGAUCCCUCUCCCAUCCCUGACCUCAAACCUGCUCAACAGUCCAAAGACAUCUUAGCCUCUGCAAUUCUGAAGCAAGCAGAAGACAACCCACGUUCCUACUUGCAAAACGGCAAAAAAGCAAUCCUUGAUCUAGAACGAGUCCUCUCAGCAUCCCCAGCCCUCAAACUGUCUCCUUCUCCCGGGCCAGUGGGCCUCACGCGCCUGGCCUGCACGCCUGAUAUCUCCGACGCCUCUCCCAGACCAAGCUUGCGCUCCCCAACACCAGACCACUACACCCUAUCUCCCUCUCCAGUGAUCCCCAGCCGCCAGCUCUCUCCAUCUCCCUCUUACUCACUCUGUUCCUCACCCUCCCCAUCCCUACGUGACGGUACACCAGACAGUACAGACAGGGGCGGCAAAAGCAGAAAGCCAUACAAGAUCAAGUCCACCUACAAGGCACUGGCUGCUAUUCCCACAAAUAUUCUCCUUCAGGAACAGCAGGCAAUUGAUGAUGAGGUUGAGAAGAAUGAGUCUCUGGACCCUGGUGACAACUUUGCAUGGGAGGACCCUCAUUCUGAGAUGUGCACUCCUGCCCAGCUCAGACAGCAGUCCGCAGAGCUGUACGCAGCGAUUGAUGAAGUAUUAGAGAACACAAACCCCACACAUCAAUCAAGCCCUGCUGACAAACCUGCUGUGAAGUCUGCUGCUUCAGAGGCACCAAGGAAAUUAACAUCAUCUCCAUCGCCAAGAUUAUUAGGACGAGAAACAAAAUAUGCUCACCAUCAAGUUCCUGGACCUUCAGAAAGAACACUGACAAAGCCUGGAGUUAUAAGACCCGCCACUGUCACGUCAAGACUGGAUGAUGUCAGAGGAGAAGAAAACUUACCAAAUCCCUUCCAGAGACACCAAGACAGUGUCUCAAAUCGCUACCAGUACAAGUUUGCCAGCAAUACAUCAUCCACUGUGGAUAAGGCAGACGGGAGAGCAGCUUCGGGACGAGAAUCAGCCCAGAGAGAGACGUUUCCCUCUGAGAAACCGAGACAUUCUGCAUCAAGCCCAGCAUUUUUGAUUGCUCCGACCAUGAACAGCGCUCCACCACUGAGAGAAGGCUCUCUGCAAGGUCUUCCCACCUCUUUAAAGCCCAUCCAGGUGAAAAUGGAAACCCCAGAGACUCACAUUUAAGUGUUCACACAGAGCGGGCGAGAGAGAAGAGGGGGGGCUGUGAAAGUAACAUUUAACAAGGUGACCUCUAACAUUCUGAAACUGAGUGCUGAAAUCUUCAGAGAUGUUGAGGGUGUGGAAGCAUGAGGCCGUUUCUGCUCCGCUUUGCGUUUAUCAUUAAGAUCUAUUCAGACAUGAAAAGAAAUUACUCAAAUACUCUUUAAUUUAUUCCUGCUGCAGCUAAGAUGAGUAUGUUUAUCUGGUCCCACUUUAUUUGGAUAACUACCUGUAGUUUAGAUGUUAGGCCUGUCAAACAAUUAAAACAAUUAAUCGCGAUUAAUCGCAUUGCUUUGUGUAGUUACUGUGAUUAUUCAUAAUUGGAUGUUAGUGUUGCCAAACAAGUAAAAUAAUUAAUCGCGAUUAAUCACAUUACUUUGUGUAGUUACUGUGAUUAUUCAUAAUUGGAUGUUAGUGUUGCCAAACAAGUAAAAUAAUUAAUCGCGAUUAAUCGCAUUACUUUGUGUAGUUACUGUGAUUAUUCAUAAUUGGAUGUUAGUGUUGCCAAACAAGUAAAAUAAUUAAUCAGGCACUGUCAAACAAUUAAAACACUUAAUCACGAUUCAUUGCAUUACUUUGUUUAGUUAUUAAUGAUUAAUCAUGACUAAAUGUCAGCUUUGUCAAACAUCAUGUGAUUAAUCAUCAUUAGAUGUCAAGGUUGUCAAACAAUAAAAAUAAACACAAUUAAUUGCAUUACUUUGUGUAGUUAUUUGUGAUGAAUCAUGAUUAAAUGUCAGGGUUGUCAAACAUUAAUAUAAUCAAUCAUAAUUAAUCACAUUACUUUGUAUAUGUAUUUGUGGUUAAUCAUGAUUAGGUGUCAGUGUUGUCAAACAGUUAAAAUAAUUAAUCAUGAUUAAUUGCACUACUUUGUUUAGUUAUUCAUGAUUAAUCAUGAUUAAAUAUCAGCAUUGUCAAACAGUUAAAAUAAUCAAUUGUAAUUAAUCGCAUUACUUUGCAUAGUUACUGUGAUUAUUCAUGAUUAGAUGUCAGCAUUGCCAAACAAGUACAAUAAUUAUUCAUGAUUAAUUGCAUUACUUUGUGUAGUUAUUCAUAAUUAAUCAUAAUUAGAUAACAGUUGUCAAACAAUUAAAAUAAUUAGUCACAAUUAAUCACAUUACAUUGUUUAGUUAUUUGUAAUUAAUAAAGAUAAGAUAUCAGCAUUAUCAAACAAUUAAAAAAAUUAAUUGCGAUUAAUCGCAUUACUUUGUGUAGUUAUUUGUGAUUAAUCAUGAUCAGUUGUCAGGUUUGUCAAACAAUUAAAAUAAUUAAUCAUGAUUAAUUAUUUUACUCUGUGUAGUUAAAAACGUAUAAUUGCAUUUUGUCUUAUUUGGUCAAAUUUGACCCCAAAGAAAGAUUUUUUUCGCAUUUAAAUUGCAGAACAGUCGCCAGAAUGUAACUGCUGCACUAUUUAAGAUAGAAUGGCCAGUUUGAAUAAGAAGUUGGUGAACAGGAAGUUAACUUUAGCUUUGAACUAUGAUCGGUUGUAAGCAUCAAUAUAGGAAAACACAUUACCGGCUUUAAAAAUAGUGCUGUUAAUAAUUUAUGUUAUCACAUUAAUAAAGCAUUAGAUAUAACCCCAUCAAUAGAUGCUCAAACUGUUAACAAGCUCUUUGUUGAUUAUCAACAGUGUUAGGGUCAGGAUUAGGAUUAGUACAGAGGUCAGGGUUAGGUUUUGAGGUUAGGGUUAUGAAGCAUUAAGGGGAAUUUAACAGAUAUUCAGUUGAAUGUAAAUAAACUGCAGUGUGAGUAUCUACAGUGGGCUUUCUGAAUAAAGUGCUACUGAUGAUUCUGCUGUAGCCCUAACAUUGCUUUAUCACUGCAUCUUAAUAAUGGACAUCUUUAAUGUAACCUGUCUUUAGAGUUUGAUCCAGUCUACAAUAAAGGUGUGUGAUAUUCAUCUCCCUUUUAAAAGGCUGUUAUGUUGUAAUGCUUAUUUCUCCAUGAAGGACGAGUUCAUAACGAUCACCAGACUGAACUCUUUCACUGAUGAUGUGUUGUCUUUUGUAACUGUUUGUGCUUUGAAGGAAUAAUAAAGAAAUGGAUAUCAACUUAA
Messenger RNA from Colossoma macropomum (tambaqui), 5004 nucleotides. Its product is annotated as muscular LMNA-interacting protein. The record is from RefSeq and is a predicted model, not a curated record. Lineage: Eukaryota; Metazoa; Chordata; Actinopteri; Characiformes; Serrasalmidae. The coding region runs from base 75 to 2915 and encodes 946 amino acids. Gene Ontology annotation, molecular function: lamin binding; transcription corepressor activity. Gene Ontology annotation, biological process: negative regulation of transcription by RNA polymerase II. Gene Ontology annotation, cellular component: sarcolemma; nuclear envelope; PML body. The transcript is spliced from 12 exons.